UCCUGUGAGCUGACCAGUUUCCCUGUUGCUGUUUACCAGCUGCUGAGGAACACGGAGGUUCUCAGCUGUAGCUUGAACAGCAACCUGCUCAAGUUCCUGCCGAAAAGGCUCUGUGCCCAGUUUCCUCAUCUACAAGAGCUGUCCCUAUCUGGGAACCAGCUGCACAGCUUGCCUGCAGAACUCCAACAGCUGCAGCAGCUGAAGAGUCUUGACGUCUCCCACAACAGCUUCUCCAACUUUCCUGAGGUUGUUUUCCAGCUGACUGGGCUUGUCACGUUCAAUGUCAGCAACAACGCUAUAGUGG
Messenger RNA from Branchiostoma floridae (Florida lancelet), 304 nucleotides. RefSeq names its product leucine-rich repeat-containing protein 20-like. The record is from RefSeq and is a predicted model, not a curated record. Gene Ontology annotation, molecular function: protein binding. NCBI's taxonomy places the organism in Eukaryota, Metazoa, Chordata, Leptocardii, Amphioxiformes, Branchiostomatidae.